UUGGAUGCAGUAUACGUAUGCUCCUUUUGUUCACAACAAUGCUACGUAGCUACAUCGCUGGAUUCUUACAUUUCCACAUAACUUACGUUUCUUCUGGACAGUACUUACUACUACUUACGUUACAUUGCAUUUCUUCUGGAAGCAGUCAUCAGCAGACAGCAGUGAAAACUCGACAACAACUACUAGGAACAAACAAGGGGGAAACCCCUUGGGUUGCCCCUCGACACGAUACGCUGUUUAAUGCUGCAUGAGUUUUCACUUUUCAGCAUUCAAAAAACUGCUGGCUUCCGCUUGUUUACUUUUGCAGUUAUGCUAAGUUAUAACACCUUCCGUCUUUGUUUGUUUUGCUCUGAGUGAACAAAAGCACAGUCGACUUCCUCAGCAUUAUAGGUAGAACUUGCGAAUUGCCCUGGAAUCGACUCGAACAGCUAUCUGGUCGCUGUGAAUGUGAGAAGAGCCCAGCAGAUCCAGUGUAAAUAUCUCUGAUUCACAAUGGCAGUUCGUAAGGCCACCCAUGCUGGAAGCUGGUAUCUCUCCGAUGGAGCGAAACUGGAUCGCCAACUUAGUGGCUGGUUGAAAGCGGCAGAUGAAUCCGAGCCCAGACGGGCUUCGGCUCGUGCUAUUAUAGCACCCCACGCGGGUUAUGCUUAUUCGGGUCCUUGCGCGGCCUUUGCGUAUAACCAGAUUGAUCCGUCCACGGUAAAACGAAUAUUUGUUUUGGGACCAUCGCAUCACGUAUAUUUGGAUGGAUGUGCCUUAACUACGAUGAAACAGUAUGAAACACCGCUGUACAACCUUCCCAUCGAUCAGGCUACCGUAUCGGAUCUACGUGCAACGAAAAUGUUCCAAGACAUGUCCCAGCAAACGGAUGAGGAGGAGCACAGUCUGGAAAUGCAUCUGCCUUACAUAGCCAAAAUCAUGGAAUCUCGAAAAGGCUCUUUCAGCAUCGUUCCUGUUCUGGUAGGAAAUUUGUCAGCGGCAAAAGAAGCGGAAUACGGAAGUUUACUCAGUAAAUACCUGGAUGAUCCCACAAAUUUAUUUGUCGUAUCGUCUGAUUUUUGUCACUGGGGAAAACGAUUUAAUUACAUUUAUUAUAAUGCUGCUUGGGGGGAAAUUCACGAAAGCAUUGAAAAACUGGACAGGCUGGGAAUGGAUAUCAUCGAAGAACUAAACGCAAAGAAAUUCCGUGCUUACUUGCAGGAAUACGGAAAUACGGUUUGUGGUCGUAAUCCCAUUUCGAUUCUGUUGGCAAUGUCAGAGUCGUUGCGUGACCGUCCAAAUAUUCCCAAAAUGGCGCUCAAGUUUACCAAAUAUGCUCAGUCGAAUCCAUGCAAAUCGACUCGUGAUUCUUCUGUGAGUUAUGCGUCGGCCUCGUUGGUUUUAUAUUAGGAUUGUUAAUUUUUGAUAUUUUUACUUGUUAGUUUUUUCUGCUACGCUUAAUUGCCGUUAUUUUUACCUUGACUGUGUAUUCCCUGUUAUGCAGUUUCGUUAAACUUUUACUUUUUCCCUACCCCUUAAAUAGCACGCCAUUUUGACGUUGGUUUUUGUGCUUACUGCAUUACUCACCGUCAAUGAAAUCUCAGGGAUACGUCCUUCCGUAAUAAAGGAAAUUGUUGAAUGGUUACGCACUGCGAUGGCGCUGAUUUGUUUUCUACUGAUAUUUGUUUUCCACUGGUAUAGGCCAUUUCAGGAUCUGAUAAUCUGUUUUGAGAAAAUUAAUUGUGUAUUUUAUGUGGAUUUCAGUUCCUUUUUUGAGUGAGUGUUAAUAGUAUCGAAUGAUGCCUCGGAUAUAAUCAAAAUUGU
This is a messenger RNA of Paramacrobiotus metropolitanus, 1803 nucleotides long. RefSeq names its product protein MEMO1-like. Lineage: Eukaryota; Metazoa; Tardigrada; Eutardigrada; Parachela; Macrobiotidae. The record is from RefSeq and is a predicted model, not a curated record. The coding region runs from base 493 to 1389 and encodes 298 amino acids. The transcript is spliced from 7 exons.